Molecule: messenger RNA, 2453 nt
Organism: Pangasianodon hypophthalmus (striped catfish)
Lineage: Eukaryota; Metazoa; Chordata; Actinopteri; Siluriformes; Pangasiidae
Gene: ampd1
Product: adenosine monophosphate deaminase 1 (isoform M)
Exons: 15
Coding region: 143-2290 (715 amino acids)
Biological process (GO): AMP metabolic process; IMP salvage
Cellular component (GO): cytosol
Molecular function (GO): AMP deaminase activity
Source: RefSeq, a predicted model, not a curated record
UUCUUAUUGCAGCUGAACACGGGUGUGCCGCACACUUCCCCGCUGCCGGCGCACGGUGUGUGUGUGUGUGUGUGCGUGUGUGUGUGAGCAGCUCUGUCUUUCUACAGGGAGAAGGUGCUAGUGUUAGCGACACACUGCCAACAUGCCUAAGGUUCAAUUGCCAGAAACAGACGAACACUUGCGUGCAUUCGCUGAGAAGGUGUUCGCCUCUGAAACCAAGGAUGAAGACGUCCGUGAGGAGAUCUCCCUGUUCGGAGUGGCUGAGUGCCCCAUUCUCAAUGAGGAACUGGCUCACCACAUAACCAUGGAUGAUGAUAUCGAGAGACGCAAGAAGCACUUCCUUCGCUCCCAACAGUUGGAAGAAACACCAACCUAUCUCGAGGUGCCUCACUUCCAGAGGGUGACCAUCACAGGAGACUAUGCCUCUGGGGUAACAAUGGAUGACUUUGAGGUGGCCUGCAAGGGUCUGUACCGUGCUUUGAACAUCAGGGAAAAGUACAUGAGGCUGGCUCUUCAGAGAUACCCCCAAACCGUGUCUCAAUACCUGUGCGAGAUCGAGGGGGAGAAGUGGAAACCAGACGAUCAGGUGCAGCCAGUCUUCACUUCACCUCCUAAAGGAGGAGAGGAUCCUUUCAACACCAAGUCUCUGGCUGCUAAAACUGGCUACGUGGCUCGCAUGCGGGAUGGUGUCAUCUAUGUCUACAAAGAUGCAGCAGCUGCAGACAAACACCAGCCUUUGCCCUUGCCUGUUCCUGACUACACCACCUUCAUUGAUGACAUGAACUUCCUCAUUGCCCUCAUUGCCCAGGGCCCAACAAAGACGUACACUCACCGUCGUCUGAGGUUCCUCAUGUCCAAGUUUAACGUGCAUGAGAUGCUGAAUGAAAUGGAGGAGAUGAAGGAGCUCAAGAAAAACCCCCACAGGGACUUCUACAACUGCAGGAAGGUCGACACUCACAUUCAUGCUGCUGCCUGCAUGAACCAGAAGCAUCUUCUGCGCUUCAUCAAGAAGUCCUACCGAGUAGAUGCUGACCGAGUGGUGCACAAUAUCAAGGGCAAGGACAUGACCCUGAAGGAUCUCUUCGCCCACCUCAAUCUGCAUCCCUAUGACCUGACCGUGGAUUCACUGGAUGUGCAUGCUGGUAGACAAACCUUCCAGCGCUUUGAUAAGUUCAAUGCCAAGUACAACCCUGUGGGGGCCAGUGAGCUGCGUGACCUUUAUCUGAAGACUGAGAACCAAAUUGGAGGAGAAUACUUCGCCACCAUCAUUAAGGAAGUGGCCAGUGACCUCGAGGAUGCUAAGUACCAGUAUGCCGAGCCUCGUUUGUCCAUCUAUGGCUGCAGUCCCAGUGAGUGGACAAAACUCUCCAGCUGGUUCAACAAAAACAGGGUGUUUUCCCCUAACUUCAAGUGGAUGAUUCAAGUACCUAGAAUCUAUGACAUUUUCAGAGCCAGGAACUUCGUGCCUCACUUUGGGAAGAUGCUGGAGAAUAUCUUCAUGCCCAUUUUCCAGGCCACCAUUGACCCCCAGUCCAACCCUGAACUGAGCAUCUUCCUGCAAUACGUCACCGGCUUUGACAGUGUGGACGACGAAUCCAAGCACAGCGGUCACAUGUUCUCCACCAAGAGCCCUAAGCCAAACGAGUGGGACAUUGUGAAGAACCCAUCUUACACUUACUACAUCUACUACAUGUAUGCCAACAUUGCCGUGCUCAACCAGCUGCGCAAGGAGAGAGGAAUGAACACGUUCCUGUUCAGGCCACACUGUGGAGAGGCAGGAGCUAUCACCCACCUGCUGGCCUGUUUCAUGACAGCUGACAACAUUUCUCACGGCCUCAACCUCAAGAAGAGCCCGGUCCUGCAGUAUCUGUACUUCCUGGCCCAGGUCCCGAUUGCCAUGUCUCCUCUUAGCAACAACAGUCUCUUCCUGGAGUAUAACAAGAAUCCACUGCUGGAGUUCCAGAAGAAGGGCCUGAUGGUGUCUCUGUCCACUGAUGACCCCAUGCAAUUCCACUACACCAAGGAACCCUUGAUGGAGGAAUAUGCCAUCGCAGCUCAGGUGUUCAAGCUCAGCACCUGUGACAUGUGCGAAAUCGCAAGGAAUAGCGUGCUGCAGAGUGGCUUGUCACAUGAGGAGAAGGUUCAGUUCCUGGGUGCUAAUUAUUUGAAGGAAGGUCCAGAAGGCAACGAUAUACGCAAGACAAACGUGGCUCAGAUCCGUAUGGCCUAUCGCUACGAGACUCUGUGCUAUGAGCUCAACCUCAUUAAAGAAGGCGUCAUGGGUGAAUAAAUUGUUAUAAACUCAUGUUCUCUAACUCACACAAAUACACACAGGUUUCUGCCUUAAUCUGUAGCACAUAACCAUAUUUUAGACCCAUUGAUAAACAACUGGUUAUGUUAAAAAACCAAAGUUAAUGUUGUGUAUACAGAAUAAAAUGAGAUUUUUUUGAACA